This is a messenger RNA of Erigeron canadensis, 1053 nucleotides long. RefSeq names its product gibberellin 2-beta-dioxygenase 8-like. Lineage: Eukaryota; Viridiplantae; Streptophyta; Magnoliopsida; Asterales; Asteraceae. The record is from RefSeq and is a predicted model, not a curated record. The transcript has 3 exons. Bases 1 to 1053 code for a protein of 350 amino acids.
AUGGAACCUUUCAAUCCUCCCUUUCAACAAGUCUACAAGAAAUUAUUUGAUAAUCAACUGGUCAAUGAUAAUAAUUAUGAACCAUAUCCAAAAAGCAUCAUCGAAAUCGAAGAAGCUCUGGGUGAUGUGAAAGAAAACGAGUUUGAGCUCCCAUUGAUCGAUCUAAGCCGCUUGAACCGAGGUGGUUUUGAGACCGAAAGGUGCAAAAGAGAAAUAGCGGAAGCUUCACGCGAAUGGGGAUUUUUCCAAGUUGUAAAUCAUGGGGUUCCUCAUGAGAUUUUGGAGAAAAUGAGGUGUGAGCAGAGGCAAGCAUUCAUGAAACCAUUCCAUGAAAAGGUAAAUGGACACGCUGGUUUGAAUUUUCCGGCAGGUAGUUAUCGGUGGGGGACUCCUUCAGCAACUUGCCUCCGACAGCUGGCUUGGUCGGAAGCUUUUCAUGUCCCAUUGACUGAGAUCUCAACUACGGAUGGUGUCACCGGUCUUAGCAUGACGAUGAAGCAAUACGCAACGAUUAUCUCGAAUCUAGCAGAUAAAGUAGCAGAAAUUUUAGCCGAAAAGCUAGGCCAGAAGCCUAAUAUAUUCAAAGAAAAUUGUAUGCCUAGUAUGUGCUACCUUCGCAUGAGCCGAUAUCCAGCCUGCCCAGUUUCUCCACAUGUUUUUGGAUUAAUGCCUCACACAGAUAGUGAUUUUCUCACGAUAUUAAAUCAAGAUCAUAUAGGAGGAUUACAACUACUUAAAAACGGGAAAUGGAUUGAUGUUAAGCCCAAACGAGAAAUCCUAAUUGUGAUUAUUGGAGAUCUUUUUCAGGUAUGGAGCAAUGAUGUUUAUAAGAGUGUGGUGCAUAGAGUGGUUGCAAAUAAGCAUUUCGAGAGGUUUUCAACUGCAUAUUUUUUGUGUCCAUCUUAUGAAACAGUGAUAGAAAGUUGUGGGGAAAGUUCAAAUUAUAUGCCUUUUAAUUUUAGAGAAUACAAACAACAAGUUCAAGAUGAUGUCAAGAGAUUUGGUAAUAAGGUCGGCCUUCCUAGGUUCAUUUUAUUACCCGGCCCAAAGUGA